Messenger RNA from Batrachochytrium dendrobatidis JAM81, 620 nucleotides. RefSeq lists its product as uncharacterized. Gene Ontology annotation, molecular function: calcium ion binding; microtubule binding. The transcript is spliced from 4 exons. Gene Ontology annotation, cellular component: half bridge of spindle pole body; mitotic spindle pole body. Gene Ontology annotation, biological process: spindle pole body duplication. The record is from RefSeq and is a predicted model, not a curated record. NCBI's taxonomy places the organism in Eukaryota, Fungi, Chytridiomycota, Chytridiomycetes, Rhizophydiales. Bases 7 to 504 code for a protein of 165 amino acids.
AAUCAAAUGAGUCUCCUUUACCCACAGCAGAAGCCAAAGCGGAGACAGGCACGACCAGAACUUACAGACGAGCAGAAGCAAGAGAUACAGGAAGCUUUUGAGCUGUUUGACACAGACAAGGAUAAUGCUCUAGAUUAUCAUGAACUCAAGGUUGCGAUGCGUGCACUUGGAUUCGAUGUUAAAAAGGCUGAAGUCCUUAAAGUCUUGCGGGACUAUGAUAAAGAUAAUCAAGGCUUGAUUGACUUUGAAGGUUUUAACAAAGUCAUGACUGAGCGGAUUCUUGAUCGAGAUCCUUUAGAAGAGAUUCGUAAAGCGUUUCAAUUAUUUGACGAUGAUGGAACAGGCAAGAUUUCACUUCGCAAUCUCCGUCGUGUUGCAAAAGAGAUUGGUGAGAGUUUGGAUGAUGAGGAGCUGCAAGCCAUGAUUGAUGAGUUUGAUUUGGACCAAGAUGGCGAAAUCAACGAGCAAGAGUUUAUUGGGAUUAUGACGGAUGCGAAUGAAUAAAGUACUUGACCGAACCAGUUGAGGUUUGAACACAAGCAUUUCAGAAGAAAUGAAUGAGAUUCAAGUGACAAUCCGAUAUCAGCAAAUAUUGCUUUACAGGCUCAAGCGAAACUGUA